GGCAUGGCCAUCUACUGGGCGUAGAGGAAGUGGAAAAAUAAGUUUCCGUAUCUCGAUGGUUUCACAGCUCUAUUUGUGAACACGUCAAGAGUUAACGUACAUAAGUCUGCAGCAUUGGACGGUAGAAGAUCGUGGAAAAGAUGGCGAAAGUCUACGCGUAAAGUUGCUCGUCAACAGAGUUGACAGAAACUAAUGAAAUCGGCUGAUGUCAAAUGUGACAGGCGUGAUGUACGAAAAAUGUUCACUCUAGUCCGCGCCGACCUGGUGCGUUUCGUGUGAUCUGGUGGAUUGCUUUGCACGAGCAUUCUAAAUUGAGUGCGAAAACGACGGGAGGAGAAAAAAAAAGGGGAACCAAGAGAUUUAAGUGGUUGCGAAACGUCACAGAUCACAACACGGAACGGGCUACUUCAAGGUGUACAAAUGAGUCAAAUAGAAAUGGAUCAAGAAACAGUGUACGGAACACACGAGGACAGCCAUGUGGUCAUGUCAGAAAAAGUGCAGACCCUGGCUGGCAGUAUUUAUCAAGAGUUUGAAAAAAUGAUCGCUCGUUAUGACGAAGAUGUGGUGAAAGAUUUAAUGCCACUCCUAGUCAAUGUUCUAGAAUGUCUAGACAUAUCUUAUACCGAAAAUCAGGAACGUGAGGUCGAAUUAGAAUUAUUAAGGGAAGACAAUGAGCAAUUGGUUACACAGUAUGAAAGAGAGAAACAAUUGAGGAAAACAUCUGAUCAGAAACUGCUUGAGCUUGAAGAUGCUGCGGAAGAUGAAAGGAAAGACCUUUUAUUAAAAAUUGAUAGCUUGGAAUCAAUAGUAAGGAUGUUGGAAUUGAAGACAAAGAAUUCACAUGAUCACGGUACAAAUGUCAAUGGCUCUACCAGUCCAUUCCUUCACAGAACAUCCCUCUACAUUGUUCGUCUUGAAGAAAAAGAGGCAGAAUUAAAACGAGAUUAUACCCGGCUGCAUGAAAGAUACACAGAGUUAUUUAAAACGCAUGUAGAUUAUAUGGAAAGAACGAAGAUGUUAGUUGGAAGCACGGAGAGAUUAGAAAAUGCGACUAGUGGUCGUGGUCCAUCCCGUUUACCAUCUCUUGGAAUGGCUCAUAUGUCUAGGAGUUCUGGACCAUUGAGUUAUGGUUUUCAGAGUUUAGAAGCUAGUAUGAAUGAGGAAGAAGUUCAAGAGGAAAGUCCGCCAAAUGCUGCUAACUUAAGAACUGAAAUGUUAGACAGCAGUAGUGAAGCUGCUAUAGAAACUUCUGAUAAAAGUCAAUUAACUGAUAAACCAGCACAAGAGAAUAAAACAACGGCAAUUUCUAGACGUGAAAGUCCAGAAACAGAAGCACCUCCAAUGUUAAUUACACCAACAUCACCGACAGUAGAGAAACUGGCUACAAUGCCAAGUGGAAGGAGUAGGACCGAAAGAGAACAACGAAGUGGCAAUACAUUAUACCAGGAACUCAGUUUUCAAGAUGCUGAUGCUUUGGGUGAAAUGGAUGAAGGAGCAGAUAUAACAGGUAGUUGGGUUCAUCCUGGAGAGUAUGCAUCGUCGGUCAGUGACAACUUCUUCGGAAUGGGUAAAGAAGUGGAGAAUCUUAUUAUGGAAAAUAAUGAACUUUUGGCCACAAAGAAUGCGCUUAACAUUGUUAAAGAUGACUUAAUUAUUAAAGUGGAUGAGCUUACAAGUGAACAAGAAAUAUUACGCGAAGAAGUUCGAGGUUUACAACAAGCUAGAGAACGUUUACGCCAAAAAGUUGUUGCCCUUGAAGAAGAAUUGAAGAAAGUUAAAGAAGAAGCCGAAGCAGCAGCGAAGGCGGCCAAAAGUGAUGAUGAGGAAGACGUACCUUUGGCACAAAGAAAAAGAUUUACCAGAGUGGAGAUGGCUAGGGUACUUAUGGAAAGAAAUCAGUACAAGGAACGUUUGAUGGAACUUCAGGAAGCAGUUAGAUGGACAGAAAUGAUAAGAGCUAGCAAGACUGAUCCUUCUAAUAUGUCGGGAGGAAAAGGUUCAGUGUGGAAGUUUUUUAGUAGUCUCUUUACAUCAACCGCGGACCGAGGGGCUUUGGUUCGAGGACCACACACAUUAUCUCAAAUUAGGUACAGCGCACCAACGAAUCAAGUUGUUCCAGUACCACCCUUGGACAGCAUGCGUAGACGUACGUUGAAAGGUCGCCAUGAGAUUUUCGACCAGGGAGACACCAUAUCUUCCGAAAAACUCGUAGCCAGACGCGCACAUGAACGAAGAGAGCAAUAUCGGCAAGUUCGCGCACACGUUAGAAAAGAAGAUGGUCGAUUGCAAGCUUAUGGAUGGAGUUUACCAGGAAAACCAAGCGCACCUGUUAGACAACCUGUUCCAGUGCCCGUUUAUUGUAGACCUUUACAGGAAUCAGAACCUGGCAUGAAGAUAUGGUGUGGUGCUGGUGUAAAUUUAAGUGGAGGUAAAACUCGUGACGGUGGUUGUAUGAUUGGAGGUAGUGUGUUCUAUGCAGCUGAAGCUCAAGAAGUAAGUACUAACUCAAAGAAUGAAGCUGAGGAUGCUGUUGAACAUUUGGAUAAAGAGCUUCAGGAAAAUGAAAAUCAGAGGUUGGAAGCAGAACGUUUAGAACAACAACUUAGCUCUUUAGUUUGGAUCUGUACAUCGACUCAGAAUAUCAGAAUGAUGGCUAAAGUGACUGUGAUAGACGCUAAUAAUCCAGCCGAAAUUUUGGAAGUUUUUAAUGUUUGCCAAGGACAUUUACUUUGCAUCGCGAGUGUACCUGGAGCCAAAGAGAGUGACUACGCUCAAUCAGCUAACGAAGACCCAGUUCGAACUGCCAAUGGAGUAAUGGAUGUCGACGACCAUGAGGUAGACGUUAGUGCAAAUGUUGAACAGAACAAUCAGAAAAUUAAGCAAGAAAUUCAGGAAUCUUCUGAGAAAAAAGAUUCAGAUAGUGCUUCUGAAGAAAAAAAUAACGAAAUUAUUGAAAAAUCUGAUGAUAGUAAUCAGAAUACUACAACCGAGCCACAAAGUUUGGAGAGUAUAGACAGUGAAACAAUAAAUCUCGGAAAAGUACAAUUUGUCAAAGCUAAUGUAGAAGUACCAACCAUACGAGCGGGAGAACAGGAAAGUAUGAACGAGGAGAACCAAACAAAAGAUCCUGAAGAAGAUACACCAAUGGAAAAAAUGUCUUCGAUACAACCAACUAUGUGGCUUGGAGCUCAAAACGGUGCAGUGUUUGUUCAUUCGGCUGUAGCUAAUUGGCCAGUCUGUUUACAUUCUGUAAAAUUGAAGGAUGCUGCACUGGCUAUUGUACAUGUUCAAGGCCGAGUUCUUGUCGCACUUGCUGAUGGAAGUGUAGCAUUAUUUAGAAGGGGUAUAGAUGGUCAAUGGGAUUUGUCUCAGUACCAUGUGAUUACUUUGGGUAAUCCACAGCAUUCAAUCAGGUGCAUGACCGCUGUUAGCGGCAAAACUGUAUGGUGCGGAUAUAGGAAUAAGAUUCAUGUAAUAGAUCCAGUUUCGAUGACCGUUGAGUGCACAGUAGACGCUCAUCCACGUCGAGAGUCACAAGUGAGACAAUUAGCUUGGUUGGGUGAAGGUGUAUGGGUCAGCAUUCGACUGGAUUCAACAUUGAGGCUCUAUCACGCGCAUACGUAUCAACAUCUCCAAGAUGUCGAUAUCGAACCUUAUGUUAGCAAAAUGCUUGGGACUGGAAAGCUUGGUUUUUCUUUUGUAAGAAUUACCGCAUUGCUCAUUUCCUCGAAUAGGUUGUGGAUUGGUACAGGAAAUGGAGUAAUAAUUUCAGUUCCUUUAUCUGAAAAUGCUGGUGGUUCAAUGGCAGUGUCUAGAAUUCAAGCUGUAAGUGGUAAAAAUGAUGCCCCAGGAGUUGGUGUUAGAAUUUUUGCAUCGGACCGAGGAGUUACACCUGGAAGUUUUAUACCAUAUUGUAGUAUGGCUCAUGCACAACUUAGCUUCCACGGACAUAGAGAUUCAGUGAAAAUGUUUGUAGCUGUACCUGGUCACGGUGGUCAAAGUGCAUUAUCAGAUGGUUCUCAACCAGCCAUGCUGGUCCUUUCAGGAGGCGAAGGCUACAUAGAUUUCAGAGUUGGUGAUGGAGAUGAAACAGAAGAGAGCAUUGAACGCUCCAACAGUGUUGUCACCGCGAAUGCUGAAGAACAUGGAGAACAGAGUCAUCUGAUCGUGUGGCAGGUACAAAGUCCUGUACCAGUGCCAAUAAACGGAUAAUUUAGAAACAUUGAAAGCGUGCUGAUCCCGGUGUAUGAUCCAGCUUUAACUUCUAUACACAAUUGAGGCAUCCGGAUGAUUCCCGUUGCGUGUUUUCCGAUCAUCGAGAAUACUAUUCACUUCUGAGUGAAAUGCGUCGAACUAAUGUUUCGUCUAUUCGGUUCCAUUAGCACUAGCAAUUGUAUCGAAUCAUUGCGAACGAAUCCCGUAAAAACGAAAAUGGAAGAAAUACAUUGUUUCAAAGUGCUAGGGGAUUGUUUUCGACGUUAAUUGCACGGAUAUCCGUGUGCCAAUAAGUUUCCUCAUAGUUUCUCGCGGUAUUCAAGGAGAAACUGAGUUCGUUAGACGAGGAAAGGUUUUUUUAAAUUAAAGAUGAUAAUUAGAAUCUCUUAACUCAAAGCUUAUAAUCCUUAGCUUCUAUUUAAAAUGCAUCUUUUAAAAAUACCUAUCGGCAUACGAAAUCUUUCUUGCGCAACGAUAACGUAAUCUAUCAACAAAAAUUAUUUUAACGAUCUUAUAUGCAUCGGUGCAUUGCUGAACAUACGGUUCUCUCAGUUUUAUUCGAAAAUAACUACGUCCAUGAGACGUACGUAUCGCGUCCUGUACCUAAAAGCUUCUGAAUCGUCACGAAGUCGAUCAUGAUUAAGUAAUGCAGAAAAUAAAUAGCGUUUAUAUUGCCGCCGGUCAAUGUGAUAACCGAUAAAGAUACGGGGCAAUAAAUUGUCGAUGCUGCCGUGACGUUUGCUAUCCUGACCGUUAAUAAUAUCUUGAGCACCAUCGAAAGGUGGAGAAGACUUUUUAUGUAGGGGUGCGAUAUGCAACUCGACUCGGACAGCGUUUAGGCAUAAUAUAUAUUGUACAUUGUUUCAGUUAGAGAAUAUAUUAUUUUCCAGACCUAAAUGGUUUAAUUCGCGUCCAGUAUAUACAUAUAUGAAAUGUAAUAUAUUUUUUAUGUUCUGCUAAUAAUCUGUAACAUCACGUGUGAAACACGUGCGCCAGCUUUCUUCGGACUUUAUCGACGGUCUCAGAGAAUGAAUUUUCAUUCGUGUACAUAAUUAAUCGUGAGAUGUUUAUAGCGCGUCGUGUAAACACUUUAAUUUAUAUAAUUCUCAAUUAAUUCACUCUAUUUUGUCGAUGAACGAAAUAGAGACUAUUCCACGGUGGUGCAGAGCACACGAUGAGGGUACGACUAUUUCUUGUCACUGACCGCUGCAACUUUACUUUCAUCGUCAACACGCAUAUAUACCCCCACCAACCCUUUUAACUACCAAAGACAAGAAACGACCUUUAAUUGUAUUCUUUGUACGAUUUUUAGCGAGGAUGGUUUUAAAGCUGUGUGUCUAGAACGAUGUCGUAGUGAAUUUUGACUAGAUACAGACUUCUUGCAUUCGGGAUUACAAGAAAGUCACCGACACAUUGGCUUACGAAAUUUUUGUAAAUUUCCUAUGUUAGCGUCGGAAUGAUGAUAUUCAAGGUGUGUGUACGAUGUGUAAGGGCUGCGCAUAUUAUUGUGCGAGCUCGCUUUUGGUGUCGAGCUCGGAAUUGUACCUGGCUCAGAUGAAGCUGCAAUGGCGUUAAUAAAGAAAGUUGCGAAACAA
Molecule: messenger RNA, 5810 nt
Organism: Megalopta genalis
Lineage: Eukaryota; Metazoa; Arthropoda; Insecta; Hymenoptera; Halictidae
Gene: syd
Product: JNK-interacting protein syd
Biological process (GO): vesicle-mediated transport
Cellular component (GO): cytoplasm
Molecular function (GO): MAP kinase scaffold activity; kinesin binding; signaling receptor complex adaptor activity
Source: RefSeq, a predicted model, not a curated record